UAUUAUACAAGUGCUUUAUGAAUUCUCAUCAAGCUGCGCACCAAUCGCGUAUUCCAGAACAACAGAGCAUCGGGCAAACACUCCCACCGGUGCCUGUAGGUGUCGACACCUUGAAUGCACCCCCACUUCCAUUUGGUGCCAUGCCCAUGGGCACACAUCUUCAAGUGGGUCGAUACCAAGUCGUCAUCCACAACUUUAUUGCUGAAGGUGGUUUUGCUCAUGUCUAUCUGGCCCGAAUUGAGGGCAAAACUGGAUUCGUUGUCCUUAAACGAGUAGCCGUACCAGAUACAGAAGCACUUAAGACAGUUGAAAAGGAGAUUGCAUUUAUGCGGCGAUUGGGUGAACACAAGAACAUUACUCGAUACUACGAAUCACGCAUUGAUGUGAUGCCCAUGGGUGGAUUCGAAGCCUUGAUUCUGAUGGAGUAUUGCCCCGGCGGAGGAGUAAUUGACCUGAUGAACAGACGACUACAGCAACGUCUAACGGAGCCUGAAAUUAUAAAGAUAUUUAGCGAUGUUUGCGAAGCUUUAGCAUAUAUGCACUAUUGUACUCCACCAGUCCUUCACCGAGAUCUCAAGGUAGAGAACAUAUUGAUCUUGUCGCAGGACCAUUACAAGCUGUGUGACUUUGGGUCGGCUGCACUUUCAAGGGGUAAUUAUGUACCGACCACAAUUGGAGAAGUACAGCGACUAGAAGAGGAUAUACAGAGGCACACGACACUACAAUAUCGUGCACCAGAAAUGAUAGAUAUUUACCAGAAACGCCCAAUCAAUGAAAAGGCCGACAUUUGGGCAUUGGGUGUAUUAUUAUAUAAGCUGUGCUAUUACACGACUCCAUUCGAGGAGCAAGGUCAGUUGGCCACUCUCAAUGCGCGCUACACUAUACCAUCCCAGCCCGCCUUUUCGGACAAGAUGCGCCGUCUCAUUUGCUCCAUGCUCCAGGAAGACCAAAAUCACCGGCCUAACAUCUAUCAAGUUAUGAAUUCGGUGUGUAGGAUGAGAGGUAUUGAAUGCCCCAUUCGCAAUAUCUAUGGGGAGCCAGCCUCGCCACCUCAUCCACCCGCAAAACCAACUAAUGGUUCAGCCGCACUGUUCGAAUCAAUUCACACACAGCCCGAAAUACCCUCCAUCACCCCUAUGCGACGAGGAAGACCCACACGCAAUGAAAAUACCUCAGAUCCUUUUGAUCCCGCCAAGUCAAAUGUAUCGCCUGGACAAGCAUCCAACUCUGCGCAGACAAACAAUAAUAGUUACACCAGUAGUUCCAGGACAGCUCAUCAUCAACACAGUGUGUCUUUAGGGUUUGAAUCAGAUUUCAAGCCUUCGGCUGCCGUACUCUCUACUCCUCCACAAAAUCCUACCAGCACAAGAAACACAAACGAAGUACCAAAGGAUAACCUAAAUGAUGCAUUCAAUGUGACCAGCAACAGCUCUUCAUUCAGAGGACAUUCUCCUGCAAAAUCAGAUACUCCCUUUUCAUCGACACCAACUGAUUCACCUCGCAAAUACUCUCCUGCCAAAGACCCAUCCUCUUCUCCACCAAAAGGAUCACCUGCAUCCAUCAAUAGUUUGCCAGUGAAAAUCACACCAAAACCAAGUAAAAGCAUGGGUGCAGUACCCAGCAACAAAACUAGUGACACAAAUGAGAAUUUUAAAGAUACAUCUGUCAGGCACACUGUGACCGCAAAUAUCGAAGCUCGCCUACAAGCCUUCAAAGGAAACACACAACAACAGCAACAGGAACAACAACAGCCACCACCACCAUCACCACCGCCCGCCCGUAUUGAAGAAACCAAUGUUCCUUUCCGACCCAAACCUCCCCCAAAGCCUGCUCGCUUCCGUACCGCCCGUUUACCAGAUGAACCUUCUCUAACAGAAUUUGAAGGGAAAUUCCCAAGUGUAGAAGAACUUUCUAAACAAUUACCCGUCAAUUCGAAAUCAUAAAAUCAUAAAAUCAUAAAUCAUAAAUUGUCUUUUCUUCUUC
Phycomyces blakesleeanus NRRL 1555(-) is the source of this 1983-nucleotide messenger RNA. RefSeq lists its product as hypothetical. The record is from RefSeq and is a predicted model, not a curated record. Gene Ontology annotation, cellular component: cytoplasm. Lineage: Eukaryota; Fungi; Mucoromycota; Mucoromycetes; Mucorales; Phycomycetaceae. The transcript has 5 exons. Gene Ontology annotation, biological process: actin cortical patch assembly; peptidyl-threonine phosphorylation; protein autophosphorylation. Bases 18 to 1943 code for a protein of 641 amino acids. Gene Ontology annotation, molecular function: ATP binding; protein serine/threonine kinase activity.